CAGGGGAGGCAUGGCGGCCUGUAGUAGUGGCGGACUGAGGCGCCUUCUCCCCAGGGCCUUCAUGCUCGCUCUGUCGCUGUUACUGCUUCUCCAACUUCUGGUCAGUGUGAUCGUGCCGCGCACUUCGACCGGACUUGCUGAGCAGCCCGUUUUCACAGUCAUCAAUAUAAAGGGGGCUGCGCGCCCCGGUGAGUCACCGCGGCCACCAGCAGUUAGCACCGCUGGGCGUGUGGUGCGGGGCUUGGAGAACGGACCAGCAGCUCUGUGGGCUGAGGACGAAUCUGCAGGCGUGGGCGCCUACGAGGAGGAGAAUGAACUGAGUUCACACCAGGUCACUGAUAGAGAGUUAGUGCUUCAGCCGUGGGCAUCAGGACAACCCUCCUUCAGUGCUGAAGUGCAACGUCUUACCCAGUUCAUCACUACACCAGAGGUGAACUGUUCCAGAUGGCUGGGUUCAGAUGGGUCUCGACCUGUGGAGGAAGGUUCAGCGACUCUGUGUAUAAACUACUGGACAAGGGCCAAUACUUGUGUGGCUUACUCCUUCAGUCUGGACGGAAAGGAUGCAGUGUUUCUAGACUCCACGUUAAGCAUAGGAUGUGAGGUGCAUCGCUUUGACCCCAGCAGACGGCUCAGGCAGUCUAGUGGUUCUGGAUUAGGAUCCAUCCAGCAUCAUCAGGCGUGGCUGGAUUGGAGACGCCCCCGCGGUCACCCUCACAGAGGGGGGUUGGGUUCUGUGCCUCGCAGACUGGUGGACAUCAUGGACUCUCUGGGUCACAGAACGGUGGAUGUUCUGCGAGCAAAUCUGGAGAGUGCAGAGUGGCGUGUGCUGGAGAGUUGGGUUGAGGAUGGAACUAUUAGAAAGAUCAAUCAGCUCAUUGUGACCGUACACCUGCAGUGGGCAGGGUUUGAAGUGGGUGGGGCUGAAGUGGAUGUAGUGCGAUUCUGGUACAGCAUACUGAGUGCACUCCACAGCUCAGGGUUCCGUCUCAUUCACUCAGCUUACGGCCACGGACACACAGUACUGAGACAUGAACUUCCUGACACACACAGCUCAUACACACUCAGCUGGGUCAGGACGAGUGAGCAGCUCUAAUCUCUGAUAAUGGACUGCAAAAUCCCCCAGACUCAUCACUCCUCAUCAGGAGCCACUCGAAUCAGCCUCUGAGAUAAAAGACCUAAACUCGUGUGACUAUGCGGCAUGAAACCAUUCCAAAAGCAUAUGCUGAUAAAACAUCAGGUGACCUUUUUGACCUUUUGUUCUUAUUGGACAUUGUAUAUUUGAUUUCAUUUUGCAUAUCACAACCACUAAUUUGAGUGUUGACAGAGUGAGGGGUCACAGGUCCGUACUGUGGCUAGUAUAAAAUUCCUGAAGACAGCACUAUGUAACAUUCGGGGAUUUGGAGACCUCUCUUGUGGAGACAUGUAAUUGCACGCAACAUGCAGAAGAACAUUGUGUAUUGUCAGUUGUGCUUCACACCCCCACGAGUGAGUGAAUCUGAUGAUGAUAAGUGAAAAGAAAAACAACAGUAACACUUUUUAUGUAGGUUACCUAUAUAGGACUUAAUAACACAUGUAUAAGCAUUGAAUAAAAUUGCUAUAAAGGAAUACUUGGCUAUUUGUGAACAACUUACAUAGUUAAUCGCAAAAAAACAUAAGAUGUUUUAUAAAAUGAAUGACAUUGUAUUGACAUAAGAGCCUUUAAACUAAAGCGAUGGACAAUUGUUCUAUUUAACACUGUAACAAAGGAACAUUCCCAAACAAUGGAACUUAAAAAGGAAGAGACCUAGUUAAGAACACCAUGUAUCAGUGUUCUAUAUUUCCACUUGUGUUAAAGCACAAACAUGACGUGUUAAAGAGACCUGUGUGGUUGCAGAUAUGAACAACUCAGUUUUUUAUGUUUGCAGCCACACAGACUCCUUAAUAAAAAUAGGUCAUCGAAUUAAUAAACCCAAUAUACUUUUAAUACUUAAAAACAGACAGGGAACUUCUACUUUUACUCAAGUACAGGAUUUUUGUAUAUGUUAUAUUCAUGCAUAUGUGAGAAACUGUGCAUGAAAAUUAUCAAUUAAGAUUGAGGUCUUCCAUAGAACAUUCCACAGAACUGAUGUGUGGUGCUCUUAGCUAGGCCUCUGCCUUGUAAGUUCCAUUACUUGUCUGUCACUUUAGUUUAAGGCUCCAAAAGUCAAUACAUUUAUGGCAUUAAUAUAGUUAUG
Molecule: messenger RNA, 2213 nt
Organism: Colossoma macropomum (tambaqui)
Lineage: Eukaryota; Metazoa; Chordata; Actinopteri; Characiformes; Serrasalmidae
Product: methyltransferase-like protein 24
Exons: 5
Coding region: 11-1093 (360 amino acids)
Source: RefSeq, a predicted model, not a curated record